GCGGGGCGGGCGGCUGCUGAAGUUGCGGAGCUCGGACCGCGGCGCCGCAGCUGCGGGUCAUGAUCCGGAACGGGCAGUGCGCGGCGGGGGGCCCCGAGCCGGGCCCCGCGGGCAGGCGCGUCGUGCGGGUGUGGUGCGACGGCUGCUAUGAUAUGGUGCAUUACGGCCACUCGAACCAGCUGCGCCAGGCAAGGGCCCUGGGCGACUAUCUCAUCGUAGGCGUGCACACGGACGCGGAGAUCUCCAAGCACAAAGGCCCCCCGGUGUUCACCCAGGAGGAGCGGUACAGGAUGGUGCAGGCUAUCAAGUGGGUGGACGAGGUGGUACCGGCCGCCCCCUACGUCACCACUCUGGAGACGCUGGACAAGUACAAUUGUGACUUCUGUGUGCACGGCAACGACAUCACACUGACUGCCGAUGGGCGUGACACGUAUGAGGAGGUGAAGCAGGCAGGACGCUACCGGGAGUGCAAGCGUACCCAGGGCGUGUCCACCACCGACCUUGUGGGCCGCAUGCUGCUGGCCACCAAGGCCCAUCACAGCAGCCAGGAGAUGUCUUCCGAGUACCGAGAGUAUGCUGACAGCUUCGGCAAGUGCCCCCGUGGCCGCUCGUCCUGGACCGGGCUCUCCCAGUUCUUACAGACAUCCCAAAAGAUCAUCCAGUUCGCAUCUGGGAAGGAGCCCCAGCCCGGAGACACGGUCAUCUACGUGGCUGGUGCUUUCGACCUGUUCCACAUCGGGCACGUGGACUUCCUCGAGAAGGUGCACAGUCUGGCUGAGCGGCCGUAUGUCAUCGCGGGACUGCACUUUGACCAGGAGGUGAACCACUACAAGGGUAAGAACUACCCUAUCAUGAACCUGCAGGAGCGGACACUCAGUGUGCUGGCCUGCCGGUACGUGUCUGAAGUGGUUAUUGGUGCCCCCUACUCAGUCACAGCUGAGCUCCUGGACCACUUCAAGGUGGACCUGGUGUGCCACGGCAAGACAGAGAUCAUGCCCGACAGGGACGGUUCCGACCCCUACCAGGAGCCCAAGAGGAGGGGCAUCUUCCAGCAGGUGGACAGCAGCAGUGACCUCACCACCGAUCUCAUCGUGCAGAGAAUCAUCCAGAACAGGCUGGAGUAUGAAGCCCGGAACCAGAAGAAGGAGGCCAAGGAGCUGGCCUUCCUGCAGGCCCACGGCAGGGGCGUGGAGGGGGUCUGCCAUGACCUCUGACCCGACGCCAGCACCCCUUCUGGCACUGAAGCCUUUCAAGCCAGCAAGCUGUGGCCUCUCCCCGUUGCUCCCUCCCCCAGCUGUGCAGAGGGGACCCGAAGCCCACAGGCAGGACAAGUGGGGACCCGGGGACUGCCAGCCCAAUAAAGCUGCUGGGAGGUGCUGA
Molecule: messenger RNA, 1380 nt
Organism: Suncus etruscus (white-toothed pygmy shrew)
Lineage: Eukaryota; Metazoa; Chordata; Mammalia; Eulipotyphla; Soricidae
Gene: PCYT2
Product: phosphate cytidylyltransferase 2, ethanolamine
Exons: 13
Coding region: 60-1214 (384 amino acids)
Biological process (GO): phosphatidylethanolamine biosynthetic process
Cellular component (GO): cytoplasm
Molecular function (GO): ethanolamine-phosphate cytidylyltransferase activity
Source: RefSeq, a predicted model, not a curated record